Callorhinchus milii (elephant shark) is the source of this 1536-nucleotide messenger RNA. RefSeq names its product gap junction protein beta 7 (gene gjb7). The transcript has 2 exons. Gene Ontology annotation, biological process: cell communication. Bases 200 to 973 code for a protein of 257 amino acids. The record is from RefSeq and is a predicted model, not a curated record. Gene Ontology annotation, cellular component: connexin complex. NCBI's taxonomy places the organism in Eukaryota, Metazoa, Chordata, Chondrichthyes, Chimaeriformes, Callorhinchidae.
GAUGGGAAGGGCGUUUGCAACUGUGUACACUUUCAAUGCAGAAUGAAACAGAUAGCACUGUAAAGAAUUGCAUUUCUUUCCACUUGUUCAAUAUACUCAUUGAUGAGUUUAACACCUUAUCGUGUAAAUGAGCUGGAGUGCUGGUCUGGAGCCUAUUUGUAUCAUCAACACAGACUCUUCUCCGGAUUAUUAAGGAACAAUGAGUUGGAGUUUACUGCGUGAUGUUUUGAGUGGAGUGAAUAAAUACUCCACAGCACUGGGCCGAAUCUGGCUGACUGUUAUGUUCAUAUUCCGAGUCCUUAUCUACGUGGUGGCAGCUGAGCGUGUCUGGAAUGAUGAGCAGAAGGAAUUCACGUGUAACUCAAAACAGCCUGGUUGUGAAAAUGUGUGUUUUGACCACUUCUUUCCCGUGUCUCAAGCAAGACUUUGGGCACUGCAACUUAUUAUGGUUUCCACCCCUUCCCUUUUGGUUGUCAUGCAUGUGGCUUACAGGGAGAACAGGGAGAAGAAAUAUCACAAGAAAUUGUAUGUAGACAAAGGGAACAUAGAUGGGGGCCUGUGGUGGACUUAUGUUUUUAGUCUACUGUUCAAAUCCGGAGUCGAGGUUGGCUUUUUGAUUAUGUUUAACUGGAUUUAUGAAGGAUUUUCUCUUCCUCACAUUGUGAAAUGUGAGGUCAAACCCUGCCCCAAUGUGGUAGAUUGUUUUAUUGGUCGGCCAACAGAGAAGACUAUCUUUCUCUAUUUCAUGGCUAUCUCCUCGGGACUUUGUAUUGUGCUGAAUAUUUGCGAGCUGAGCUACCUUUUGACAAAACGCUGUGAACUAUUCUGGGCCAAGCGAUAUGGUCAGCAAGGUCAAAGAUUCAAUCAAGUUAAUGUCAAAAGUGAUCUGUUGAGAAGAAAAUCUGAAUUGAAAGAUCUAAAAGCACUUAAAAAUGGCUCUUUGACUUCUUCCACUAAUUUUCACACAAUGUGAAAUCAGUUCUACCGAUUCAUUCACCAGAGGUACCCCCACUUGUAAAUCCACCAACACUGACAUUGUGCAGCCAGCAUUACAACAUCCAGGAUCACUACAAUAAUGAUGUUAUUGCCUGGAAUUUCUUAUUGGUAUUGUUUGAAGAAGUUUCUCAAAUGCUUGUGAAUGGGAUGGUGAUGCAUAGAACUGAGAAUUUAUCAUGCCACGUUUAGCAUUUUACCAUUAGAGAAAAGAUACCUGGCAGAGUGACAUGUAAAUAAUACCCCAAUUUGUUCAUCAGUCCUGAUCCCACGUAGAAAUAAAUGAGGAAUCCCUGCACCCAUAUAUGACUGUUUUAAAGAACCAUUUGUUCCUUUUGUACAUCAUAAACAGAAGAUACUUCCCUCUCACGUAACUUGCAUGUUCUGACAUAAAAGGGUAAAAUGUACUGUGAUCCAGAGAUCUUGUUCAAAAGUCCUGAAGGGCUAUUUGUAAGAUUUAUCUUUUCUCAAAUUGGUAUCUGCAAGAGUUGAUAUUCCCAACUCUUCCCUCCACAAGCUGCAGAUUAUUCAGAACUUUGCAGC